UCGAACGAGUCGACAAUGAAUUGACAAGCAUUACUGAUCGGUCAUUACCGUUGUUACUUAAGUAAUUCUAUACACUGUAAUUAUGAAAAUUAUGACGCACUUCUACUUUUUUGGAACGUGAAAAAAUUUACAAUCGACAUCUUUUCAAUGAAGAAUCGUUUGACUUUGCUUGGCAACCCGUUAUCAUUGUAAAAGUGUAUGCCACUAAGAACGAUAUUAUAUAUCAGUGAAAAAGGAAACAAAAUAUGGAUAAUGUUACGUAUGAUAAGACGGAGAAAAAAACUGUAUCCGUACCCGAUAGCAUGCCGUCAUGGUUGCUGGAGAUGACCAACAAUAUAGGAAAAAUGAAUGUAAAUAACGAUGCUAAAUCACUGCAAAUGGAAACAUUUUUAAUUGAUGAUCAAUAUAAUUUUAAUAACACCUUAUUUGAAAAGGAAGACGAUAACAUAAAAUUACAGUCAAACACACAUGUAAGUAAUCUUUAUGAUAUUGAUGGCAAUAUCAAGUUGCAAACAUCUACAAGUAAAUCACUGCCAAAUACACCGAAGAAUGAAGAAGUUCAGAUUAAGCAGACAAAAACACGCGCGUGUUCUGCCGUUAUAAAUGCAAAUCGUAAGGACGAUUUUCGUGGACUAGAUGCAUAUUUAGAGAGAAAACAGAUGGAAAAACAUGGUUCCUACUUAACAUCUGAAAAUUAUAAUAAUACAAGGACUUGCAAUGAGGAAUCGAAUUUGGAACACCCUAUGCAUGUUCAGAAUAGUACUGAUACACAAUUACAUUUGUUAGAUGAUAGUUAUUAUCUGAAUAGUUCAGAAUUUAUACGAGAUGAAGAACAGUCAAGAUCGUUACCUAGUCAGUAUCAAGAAAUUUUCAAGUUUUCCAUCUCAUUUGAAAACAAUUUCCCCGAAGACACAAGUCAUACGUCGAAUACAACAGACCAAUUUUAUAAAAACUUUAUUAUUCCUGAAUUGCCGUCUGGAGAUUUAUUAGUCAUUGACAUUCUUUCUACCUGGGGUGACAAACAUUAUGUAGGCCUCAAUGGCAUAGAAAUCUUUUCACAUACUGGAGAACCGGCGAAAAUAAAAAAAAUAUAUGCAGAUACAACGAACAUCAGUCAAUCAUCGGAUAACAAUUCUUUCAUCAUAACAAACUUAAUUAAUGGUAUUAAUCGUACGAGAGAUGAUGCAAAUUUAUGGCUUACACCUUAUUCAUUUGGUGACCAUCAUUAUGUUUAUAUAACAUUUGAAUUCGCAAUUACUGUAGCAAUGAUCAGAAUAUGGAACUACAAUAAAUCUAGAAUACAUUCCUUUAGAGGGGCCAAAGACAUUAUUAUGAAAUUAAAUGACAUUAUUAUCUUUGAUGGCGAAAUUGCUAAAGCAUCAGGCGAUGAUAUGGGUAGCCUUGACUCCUUUGGUGAUACUAUAUUAUUUACGACAGACGAAGAUAUUUUGGAAUUGAUAUCGAAACAUGACAAUACAUUCAUCGAAUUCCAUAACAGAAUCUCCGAAUAUGAAGACAAAGAAAUAAUUCGUCCAAUAACAGCAACAACUAAUGAUAUUAUUUCCGCAAGGCGUAAAGGUAAUGAUCAGAGUGAGAAUUCUUCUAAUUUAUACUGUAAUAAAGACAUUUACAAUAUAACUUCCGCUGCUCUGUCCUGCAGAGAAAUUCAGUUAAUUAUUAUUUCCAAUUGGGGCUUAGAGAAUUUAGUUGGUCUUACCGGUAUAGAAUUAAUUGGGGAUAAAGGUAUAGUUGUGCCAUUAGCAAAUGCUAGCUUAUGCUGUAACGUGGACGAUGCACAUUUAACGAAACUGAUCGACGGGCAUAAUGUUACAACUGAAAUGGAUCACAUGUGGCUAGCGCAAGUAACGUCAAACAAAAGAAUUACAAUAACUAUCGCCUUUAGUACAGAUGUGCAUCCAACGGGAAUGCGUAUUUGGAAUUACAAUGCAUCUUUAGAAUUAUCUUAUUGUGGCGUAAAACAAUUGCUGAUUAAAUUGGAUGAUAAACAAUUAUAUGGCGAGAACUUUGAAGGCUUUUUGUUAAGACGCGCGCCGGGAUCUUGUCAUUACGAUUUUGUUCAAGAAAUUAGUUUCCUUAGUAAUCCACUUGCCCAAACACAUCUGAAUCCGACACAUCAGCCGACUGAUUCAAUUAAAUUGCCCGAAGAACUUGAAUCUUUGGAUUCGAACUAUGAAACUGCAUCGAUGCCACAAGGAUUUGUUUAUCAGAUAAUAAUUUUUUCUACAUGGGGAGAUUCUUAUUAUGUUGGUCUUAAUGGGAUACAAAUAUACGAUAACGAUGGCAAGGAAAUCAAAUUAACUACAGACAACAUAGCUGCAUUUCCGGAAAGCGUUAAUAUAAUAGAAGGUAUAGAUAACGACAUUCGCACACCAGACAAACUUAUUGACGGAAUCAAUAAUACUAAAGACGGACGUCAUGCCUGGUUAGCUCCAAUACUUCCUGGACAAACAAAUCGUGUUUAUCUGAUAUUUUAUCAGCCCGUUAUGGUGUCAAUGAUCAAGAUAUGGAAUUACAGAAAAACUCCGCAAAGGAGAGUUAAAGAAUUCGCAAUAUUGGUGGACGAUUUACUAGUUUAUAAUGGAACUUUAGAUAAACACAAUUUACACGGCCUGGUGACAUUUGUAAAGGAAAGUAGUAACAGUGAGAAUGUAGUGAAUCACUCGGAGCAAGAGGGUCGACUUUUAAAUUUAAAAAGAAAUACUUCAGGUACCAAUUCAUUACCGGAUCCAUCUCUUCGACCACAUACAUCUUUACAAUUUAAGGAAUCAUAACUGCAUGUAUACGUGGUAUAUAA
Messenger RNA from Linepithema humile (Argentine ant), 2815 nucleotides. Its product is annotated as protein KATNIP homolog. The record is from RefSeq and is a predicted model, not a curated record. Lineage: Eukaryota; Metazoa; Arthropoda; Insecta; Hymenoptera; Formicidae.